Messenger RNA from Nothoprocta perdicaria, 1100 nucleotides. RefSeq names its product carbonic anhydrase 3-like. The coding region runs from base 1 to 792 and encodes 263 amino acids. The record is from RefSeq and is a predicted model, not a curated record. Gene Ontology annotation, molecular function: zinc ion binding; carbonate dehydratase activity. The transcript has 8 exons. Gene Ontology annotation, cellular component: cytoplasm. NCBI's taxonomy places the organism in Eukaryota, Metazoa, Chordata, Aves, Tinamiformes, Tinamidae.
AUGGCGCAGUCCACGUGGGGCUACGACAGCGACAACGGGCCCGCGCACUGGCACGAGAACUACCCCUACGCCAAGGGGGACAAGCAGUCGCCCAUUGAAAUCAACAGCAAGGACGUGCGGCACGAGCCAUCGCUUCCARCCUGGCACGCCAGCUACGACCCCGGCGCCGCCAAAACCAUCCUCAACAAUGGGCGCACCUGCAGGGUUGUCUUUGAUGACAGUUUUGAUAGAUCAGUGCUGAGAGGAGGGCCACUCUCUGGAGCCUACAGGCUGCGCCAGCUCCAUUUGCACUGGGGUUCCUCUGAUGACCAUGGCUCAGAGCAUGUUAUAGAUGGGGUGAAAUACGCCGCAGAGCUACAUAUGGUSCACUGGAAUCCCAAACAUGGUAAUUUUGCAGGAGCUUUGAAACAACCGGAUGGUGUGGCUGUUGUGGGCAUUUUUCUAAAAGUAAGUGACAAGGAUCAGUUAGGCAGAUUUCAGCUAAUUCUUGAAGAAAUUGAUAACAUUAAGACCAAGGGGAAAGAGGCUCCUUUUCAGCACUUCGAUCCAUCAAUUCUUUUUCCCAAAUCUCGGGACUACUGGACGUACCACGGCUCGUUCACUACCCCUCCUUGUGAAGAGUGCAUCACCUGGAUUCUCUUGAGGGAACCCAUUGAAGUCAGUCCAGACCAGAUGGCAAGGUUACGGAGCCUUUCCAAGAACCCUGAGAACGAACCUGUGAGCCCACUGGUUGAUAACUGGCGCCCACCUCAGCCUCUGAAGGGCAGGGUCGUAAAAGCCUCAUUCAAAUAAGGCUCCUGCUGAAGCUGAGUGAGAAAAUCCCUGCAUCCCAAAGUAUAGUCAGCUUUUGCCUUUUCCUCUGAAUCCAGAUCAGUGUUUCCAAGCCUGAAGUCUGAGUGGUGAAACAUGACAGAUAACUGAAUUUGAUUUUAAAGCAGAAAAAAUGCUGUAUACAAGUACUAACUUUAACAUGAAAACGUAGGAUAGAUGUGAUUCUUCUUCACCAAUGAACAAGCCAUAUGAUCUUGGAAGAAAAUACUUCAAUAUUUCAAAUAAAGUUCAAAAGAAAUGUAGUAAACGCAGAAAAAUGAACCAGUGUU